AUGGAGCUACUGAGGUUGUCAUACGGGAUUGACAAAUUGGAAAAUCUAGUCGAUGAGCGAUGUAGGCUUGUCUUGAACUUGCAAAUGAACCCUUCUACUAAUGACACAAUCAAUGUGAAGAAACAGCUGAACGCGACCUUAGAAUCGCUGAAAGAGAUGGAAGAGAAUAUCUCUAGAGCUGAUGAAUCCCAAUUUGAUGGCCUAGCAGACAAGUACAAUGGAAUUAUCGCCAAAAUACCUGACAAGGCGGUAGAAAAGAAUCUUUACACUUAUAUUAAGGAAGCCAAGCCCCAGAAAGCAAGCGAGACAUCUCCUGUCGAAUCCAAACGGGUAAGAUUCAAGGAUGACAUCCUUGAAUUUCAGGAGCUGGCUGGAGAGUCAGAAAAUGCCUUUUUGCCUUACACCGAUGAGACCCCCCAACAGGAUCAAGAUAGGGCCAGGUUGUUUGAAAGCAAUGACUAUCCUGAUUCUCAAAGGCCAGUAAUAGCACCUCGACUUUCUAAUCAAGAACUAUUCGUACAACAACAGCAACAACUCCUGGAGCAGGACUCCCAUUUGGAGGAGCUAUCCCAAUCCGUUCACCGGGGACAUGAUUUAUCGCUGGACAUAAAUCAUGAAAUGACGAAUCAAAACGACAACGUUUUGCGGGAUUUAGAGAGCUUGGUCGACAACAGUGGUAGAAACCUUGAUAGAGCCAAGAAAAGGUUGCAUGUCUACGAGAAAACGGCUCGAGAAAAUGGGCCCUGUCUGAUAAUAGUACUUCUAGUUCUCAUACUUGUGCUUUUGUUGAUUGCCCUAUGA
Messenger RNA from Lachancea nothofagi CBS 11611, 801 nucleotides. Lineage: Eukaryota; Fungi; Ascomycota; Saccharomycetes; Saccharomycetales; Saccharomycetaceae. The record is from the annotation of a GenBank genome assembly.